Molecule: messenger RNA, 1417 nt
Organism: Oncorhynchus keta (chum salmon)
Lineage: Eukaryota; Metazoa; Chordata; Actinopteri; Salmoniformes; Salmonidae
Product: zinc finger protein 8-like
Exons: 2
Coding region: 1-1095 (364 amino acids)
Biological process (GO): regulation of transcription by RNA polymerase II
Molecular function (GO): RNA polymerase II cis-regulatory region sequence-specific DNA binding; DNA-binding transcription factor activity, RNA polymerase II-specific
Source: RefSeq, a predicted model, not a curated record
AUGGAGGACGGUCCAGAGGUGCUGCUUGUGAAGGAGGAGGGGUGUGAGGUAGGUCUGGGGAACUCCGAGGGGACCAUGGUAAUGGAGGACUACCAGACUACAACUCCUGAACCAGCUGAGCAGCACAGGACCACACCCGGUCUUACUGAGUCUGCAGAUACAGAGGCUGCAGGUCCUGGGGUGAAGCAAGAGAGGUCUGAAAGAGAGGAGGACCUACAGCACAGCAGAAACAUCCAGACUGGAGCGGCUGGAGCGUCCUCUGUAGCCACGAAGGACCCCACCACGGCCCCAGCGCAGACCAGUGCCGGCUCAGAGUAUUUACCGUUAUUUCAUCAGAGCCAGGGGACUGUUCAUUCCUGUGGAGAUGGUGAUGCAUUAGUCACUGGUGGUGAUGAUCCGUCAUGUUAUUACACUACAGAGAUGGACCCUGGCAACAUAUCCUUGGGUUUAGAGACACAGACUGAUCUGUCUAGAGGGGACUGGAACCAGUACAGUAGUAGUGUGUACUCUGAAGGGUGCCUAGAUAAGAAAGGGGAGGUUAUAGUGGUAGAUGAGGUGACUGUGAAAGUGGAGGGUGAUGCUCCUCCAACAUGGAAUGCAGAUAGCCACCUAGGAGACGGACACUCACAGGGCAGAGAUUUCUUAGAUUACAGGGAAAGCUUAGAGACUAAUCCAAAUGUUGGGACACACUCCCCUUUACACAUUCUCAGGGAUCGCGACCCAGUGUCCACGUCGAUGGGGCCUUCUGAUUCACAUGGCCAUGUACUUUUCAAUCCGGUAUUGAGCGCAAACGACAGGGCUAGAGCUCAGGGAGGGGGAGCCACAUCAGGCAAUAGUAAAGAGAAACGGUUCCUCUGCAUGUUCUGUAACAAAGGCUUCAGCUGCCCCCAGAAGGUGGAGAUCCACCAGAGGGUCCACACAGGGGAGAAACCCUUCAGUUGUACACAAUGUCACAUGCGCUUUGCUGAGGCUGGCAGCCUGAAGAGGCACCAGAGGGUCCACACAGGGGAGAAACCCUACAGCUGCCCCCAGUGUGAGAAGAGGUUCUCCCACCAGCACCAUCUGAAGAGGCACUUGAAGGUCCACACAGAAUAGAGGUCGUUCGCCUGUAAGCACUGUCGGAAGAGGUUCUCGGAGAGGAGUUACCUCAGGAUACAUCAGCAGAAAAAACAUCCCACUCAAAAACAUAGAAAGUAACAAUUCCAGUUAAUGGCUUCUGAUGUUUAGAUCAAACUCUGCCCUAAAGAUAGACUCAGCGAGAUGACGUAGAUCAAUUUCCACACCAACAAGGCCAAGACAUUUUGGGAUAUAUAGGUCUUAAUUUAGCCUACACAGUACAAAGGCUAUGUACAAAUGCCUAUUUCAUUACUUCCAUUCAACUAUUUUAAAAAUCUUUUUAAAUAAACACUUAUUUUUA